Messenger RNA from Coniophora puteana RWD-64-598 SS2, 2886 nucleotides. RefSeq lists its product as uncharacterized. The transcript has 2 exons. NCBI's taxonomy places the organism in Eukaryota, Fungi, Basidiomycota, Agaricomycetes, Boletales, Coniophoraceae. The record is from RefSeq and is a predicted model, not a curated record. The coding region runs from base 1 to 2886 and encodes 961 amino acids.
AUGAUUCCCUCCGUCUCGCACAAGUCGCAGUUCAGUGCCCUUCCGCCCGAGAAGGCUAGGGCCAUGGAGCGCCUUGUCAAGGAUCACCAGAUGAUCAAGAAGCGCACGAAGCGCACAUUCCAUAUGUUCCCAAAGGGCAACAUGGAAGUCAAGGCGGCGAGUGCUGAUGAUAUAACGGCUGUGGGCACCUCCGGUGCUCGCGAUUUCAACCACCUCAAUGCCGUCUCUGAAGUCAACGACCUCGCCGUUCCCCGUUCUCGAAAACCCGCCACGUCAAUAACGUCCGCCACACCCUCAGCCUCCACGCCAUAUCCCACGUCUGCCACCUCCGCAAACAACACCUCCGCCCCAGGCUCCGCCAAUACCGAGAAAUCCGGUAGCGGCUCGUCCACAUCCAUAUCCAACGCAUACGGCGGGCUCUCCGUCCCGCAGACGCCCAGCGUGCAGGUCCGCUCGAUGAAGGAGUCGAUCUCGCAGCUCGGUCUCGGCGGCCAGCAGAACGGGGGCCACCAGCCACUCGCGCUCGCGGGCGGGAACGCGCUCAAGGCGCGCCCGGACCUGUUUGGCUAUGGCGUGCCCACGUUUGGCGGGAGCCCGAGCUCGAGCACUAGCAAUCUGCUGAGCGUCGGUAGCGGGAGCCGUGUGGCUAGUGCUGCGAGUUCGACGGAGAGUCUGCCUUUGCGGCCGCUUCCGCAUCCUCCGCCGUCGGGGUCGUCGAAGCACGGUGCGGGCGCGACGCGGGUUCCGGAUGGGUAUCUUCAAGUGGGCCCGGGGCCUGGUACGCUCAAGGUGUCGACGAGCGAGCCUGUUGUUCCGAGGACGAGGGCUGUUACGCUCGAGGGCAGGACAGAGCUGAGGGAGCUCGGGCACGCGAUGGAAUGGAAGGAAGAUAGGGAGAGGGCGCAGGCUUUGGCUGCGGUGUAUGCGCGUGCGCAUGCUCACACUCAUGGAGCUUCGCCGCAUGGGCCACGGAAGCAGCUGACGCUGCAUACUUUCCCGUCCGUGCAAUCUAUCCCUGAGGAGAAGGAAAAGCAGCAGCAACGAGAGCGUGCGCAGGAGGGAGAGCCCAAGGCUGCGUCGAGGAGCACCACCGUCAGUAACAGCAGCGACAGCCCACCAGCACCACGGGCCUGCAAGCCAAAAGAGCGCAAGGUGCUGCCGCCCCUCCUCAUUCCGCCACAUCCAUCGCGCAGGGACAUCAUUUUGUGCUCCCCUGAGCCCCUAUCACAGCCACAGCCACCGCGACGUCAGCGGGAGGGGUCGCCGCGCCCCGACGACGCGCAUCCCGACCCUAGCUUGAUCGUUGACGUGUCCCCGUCUACCUUAAAACGGCGCUCCACCCGCAGCCGCACCAACUCAGCACCACUUCUGCCGUCCCCCUCGACGGACCAGCGCACCCACCGGAGGCCAGGUACCGCGCAGACGAGUUUAUCGCCCACGACGCGUGGGCCUGUAUCACAGUCGCUGUCGCAGGUUCGCUCAUCGACGCACGCGCAGACGCAUAGGAAGGCUACGAGCAAGUCUGGUGCAGAUAUGGCUGCGCAUGUUUCUUCUGUUCUCCUCACUGUCGAGCCGCCCACCGCCGUGCGGCCUAAAGAGCCUUCUGUGGGCGGCUCCGAGCGCGGUACCGCCGCGACGCCGAACACUCAGCCGCCCGCCUCGCCGUGGAGCCCCGCCCACGGAACCGAAUAUGUCGCCGCGGGGGCGUCCUCGAGCUCGAGCUCGGGCAGCCGGCCGUACAGCCUGUCCAAGCAGCGGUACGUGCGCCCCGCGACGUCGCACAGCGCUGGCAGCGUCCCGCCCGUGCCCGCCGUACCACAUGGCGCGCCCCCGAGCGAGGAGACGAUCCGGGAGAUGAACGAGGCGGCGGCGGUGCGCAUGCGGCGGCUGAGCGAGGUGUCGGUGGUCGAUGUGAUGAUGGCGAUGGAGCCUGCGUAUCGGCAGAGUGUCGAGCCGCCGAUGGGGCUGUCGCCUGCGGCGGUUAGGGCGGCGCAGAGGGCGCAGGUGCAGGUGCAGGUGCAGGCUCAGGCGCAGGCGUCGCAGGUGCCGAGUUCGCCUGUGGUUGAAAGAGAUAAUGUGGAGCUGGAGCGAGAGAGGCGGGAGAAGGAGAGGAAGGAGAAGGAGAGGCGGGUCAGAGAGGCGAGGGAGAGGGAAAAGAGGCAUAAAGAAAAAGAGGCGAAGAUCGGGAGCGAUGGUGGCAGCAGCCACAAGACCUCGAGCGACGCCGGGAGCGGUGUCGUCCGCAUCGACGGCGGGGAAGACUCCGACGCUGGCUCCUUGGUCGUGGAGAAGAAAGACGCGUGGCCGUGGGCGCCGCCCGAUGCAUGGGCGGGUCCGCAAGCCGCUAGCACCAACGCCAACGCUGGCUCUAACACGAGUCUUCCGUUGGCGGGCAAGCCACUCACCAAGUCACCCUCGCCCGCCACGUCGACCCGGUCCGGCACGUCCGCCAACGCCGCGGCCACCACUACCACCACGUCGUCGUCGGGCAAGUCCAUCUUCGGACGCUCGCGCGGGCACAGCGUGAGCGGAGACACCGCGAACGUCGAAAAGCGGGGCGCGCACGCGGGGACGUGGAUUCCCCCGUGGGCGAGCUCGAGCUCGGGUUCGAAGACGGCGGCGAGUGGGUAUAGGAAGGGCUCGGAGCCGUUCUUGGAGGAGGGUUUGAAGGCUGCUGCUGCGGAGGCGUUUAAGAAGGCGGAGGUGGCUAAGAAAAUCGAGGCGGCUAAGAAGGUAGAGGCGGCUAAGAAGGCUGAAGCGUCCAAGAAGGCCAAGGCCGCGCAAGACGAGUAUUCGGUCAGGGUGCAGCGGCACGAGGGCGACAAGGGGGAGGAGACGCGGAUGGACGAUGUGUUGCCCAAGUUGCGGGCGCUCCGACUCAAGUAA